AUGGACACCGCGGGUCAAGGAAAGUAUGCAGCCAUCCGUGAAAGCCAUAUCUACGAGGGGGAAGCUUUCAUUAUUGCAUACAGCGUCACCUCGCGGGGGUCGUUCUCUCACGUACGAGCGUACUACAACCAGAUCAAAGAGGUGAAACAAGAUAUGAGCAUCAAAGAUACUUUACAGCAGUCACCUUCUCAGCGUCCAUGUCGUCCGCCCAUUGUUCUGGUCGGUACUAAGAACGAUUUACAAGCCCAGCGUGAAGUCUCCGCCAAGGAAGGUCGGAUGCUAGCAAAGUCGCUAGACUGCUGGUUUUAUGAAACAUCUGCUAACGGCCGUGUUCCCCGCAAUGGACAGAACGGCUACAGUUAA
Messenger RNA from Penicillium arizonense, 363 nucleotides. RefSeq lists its product as uncharacterized. Lineage: Eukaryota; Fungi; Ascomycota; Eurotiomycetes; Eurotiales; Aspergillaceae. Gene Ontology annotation, biological process: signal transduction. Gene Ontology annotation, molecular function: GTP binding; GTPase activity; GDP binding. Gene Ontology annotation, cellular component: plasma membrane. Bases 1 to 363 code for a protein of 120 amino acids. The record is from RefSeq and is a predicted model, not a curated record. The transcript is spliced from 2 exons.